Messenger RNA from Sciurus carolinensis (gray squirrel), 823 nucleotides. It is a transcript of the gene Ucma, whose product is annotated as upper zone of growth plate and cartilage matrix associated. The transcript is spliced from 5 exons. The record is from RefSeq and is a predicted model, not a curated record. Lineage: Eukaryota; Metazoa; Chordata; Mammalia; Rodentia; Sciuridae. The coding region runs from base 58 to 474 and encodes 138 amino acids. Gene Ontology annotation, biological process: regulation of osteoblast differentiation; embryonic skeletal system development. Gene Ontology annotation, cellular component: extracellular matrix.
GGCGGGAGACAGCAUCAGUAGCAUCGGGAGCUGCAGGAAGCAUCGGCCUCUACAAAGAUGACUUGGCAACAAGUCCUUCUCCUGUCCUGCCUCUCAGCUAUGGUGCUCCUGUCUAUGCUGCGGGAGGGGACCAGUGCAUCAGUGGGCAGCCCGCAGGCAGCAGGAGAAGCAGCCCAGGAAGGUGUGAAACAGAAGAUUUUCAUGCAGGAAUCGGAUGCCUCAAAUUUCCUCAAGAGGCGCAGCAAGCGGUCCCCCAAAUCCCGAGAUGAGGUCAAUGCGGAAAACAGGCAGAAGUUGCGGGCUGAUGAGCUGCGGAGGGAAUAUUACGAGGAACAAAGGAACGAAUUUGAGAACUUUGUGGAGGAACAGAAGGAUGAACAGGAAGAGAGGAGCCGGGAGGCUGUGGAACAGUGGCGGCAGUGGCAUUAUGAUGGGUUGUACCCUUCCUAUCUCUACAACCGCCACCACAUCUGACCCCAUCCUGAAGCAACCCAGGAAGACAUCCUGACACACAGCUGUUCACCCCAGGUGUACCAGAACCUCUCUCCACACAAAUGCUCUUAUGGACCUCAGCUUAGGGUCUGCUGUGGUCAACAACCCUGGUAAAUACACAUGCCUUUCAUUCUGAUGCAUUAAAUGCCCCAGCUUUUGCUUCUUGGUGGAUGAUUUUCUAUGGUGAACAACCGCCUGUGGCUCAUCCUAAUCCCAAAUCUUCAUUGCUUUUCCCUCAUUUAGUCAUUGUUCCCAAAGCAGAACUCCUAUCUGAAGGACAGGAGAAUCACAGCAAAGAGAAAUUUUGUUUGCUUACAGCCUUCAAAUAAAA